UUUGUAUGGAGGGAACUUUAAAGAAGGCUACGAUCUCCCGCGGCAUUUCCGUACACUAAUCACAGUACUGCCCACAUUAUUUUUUUUCUGGAAUUCAGCAAGAUGAUGUCUACAAGCCAUGUCGUUGCUUCACCUCAGCUCGGCUCAUCUUUCUCUAAAGGACAAAUACAGCUUAUUAUUGGACCAAUGUUUUCAGGGAAAACUACAGAAUUGAUGAGAAGAAUGAAGAGGUAUCAAAUUGCCAAUUACAAAUGUCUUGUCAUCAAAUACUCGAAGGAUGACCGAUAUGAAAAGGAGGGGCUUGCAACACAUGACAGACAAACCUUACCGGCAGUAGCUGCAGAGAGAUUGGCCGACAUGGAAGUCUUGGGGGAGAGUUACAACGUCAUUGGUGUAGAUGAAGGACAGUUUUUUCCAGAUGUGGUAUCAUUCUGUGAUAAUAUGGCAGAGAAUGGUAAAAUUGUGAUAGUAUCUGCUUUGGAUGGAGAUUUCCAGAAAAAGGGAUUUGGUGAUAUUUUAAACUUGGUACCACUGGCAGAAAGUGUGAUAAAGCUGUCGGCAGUGUGUAUGAAGUGUAGUGGUGAGGGUACCUUUACUAAGAGGAAGGGACAGGAGAAAGAGGUGGAAGUUAUUGGUGGAGCGGACAAAUACUUGGCUGUGUGUCGGAUGUGUUUCCAGUCUCCAAUCAAGGACAAGGAGAACUGUACCCCUACAGUCAUACUGCAACAGUCGUCGGAGAAACUGUUGGCUAGUCGUAAACUGUUCUCCCCUUUGUCAAAUAUCACGAACAGUCACUAACCCCAGCCACAUCAUAAAUACUCAACAAUGUUAUUUAUUGAUUUUAGGAUUCAACUACAAGAUAACUUAACUUGAUAAUUUUUAAGAAGUUGUAAAGUAAUUAGUUUAAAGAUAUGAAUGUAUGCUACCUUAGUCCCAUUUUAUCAUAAGAUACAUUUUACAGAAAGAUUGUGCGAUAUGAAAUUUGUUUUAGCUUAUAUGAAUUUGAAAUGUAACAAAAAGCAAGUGCCAAACUCUUUAUAUUUUUAACAAAAUGUACUUAAACAUUUUUAGCAAUAAUCAGAUAAAUCUAAAUAUUUUACUACAUCAGAAGUGAAUAUACAAUUUUAACAAUCCUGUACGGCUGAUUCCUAUUACAAACCACGUUUAAUUUACUGUACAAAUUAUUUUAUUAUUUGAAUGAAUUUUGUAUACGCAUUAUUCUCCCUGUAGGUGUUAGAGAGUAGAGGACCUAGAUAUUGUUGUAGUCUGUAUAUGUGCAUGCCUAUGUCUGUUUUCAGGUCAUUGUUCUUUGACAUUUUUAUGCAAAAUGACCAAACUUGAUAUGCUGUAAGAUUUUUAGGGUGAAAUUUAGGCACACUAAGAGACCAGUGAUGUAUUUGAAUUGUGUGAACUGAUUUUCACAAAUGUAAUUUAGUUUAUAGUUGCCUAUAUUUUUCGAUUCCCGCAGUAUCAAAGAUUUUUUUUAUUUAAGUAGGUCACAAUGUGUACUAUUCACAAAUCCACUGAGCAAUAAAUGAAAUUCAUUUUAGUGCUCAAAUUUCCUUGAUUAGAUGCAGGUUUACCAAACUUUGUAUACCGUGUUAAAUCUUUGGGGGUGGGGGUGUUUACCAAACUUUGUAUACUCUGUGUUAAGUCUAUGGGGGUGGGGGUGUUUACCAAACUUUGUAUACCGUGUUAAAUCUUUGGGGGUGGGGGUGUUUACCAAACUCUGUGUACCGUGUUUAAUCUUUGGGGGAGGGUGUGUUUACCAAACUUGAUAUACUGUGUUAAAUCUUUGGGGGAGGGUGUGUUUCACCCAAUAACAAGGUGAAUAUGAUUUGUACUUUUCCACUCCACUGAACAGGAAAGGAAUAAGAUUUCUCAGCCGUAAUUUCCAUUACUGGCAAGUUUGACCAAACAUCCCUUUACUGAAGGUGUGGUGUGCACCAUAUCUAUGUUUUGUUACACAAUUAUACAGUGUACAUCUCAUCAAAUCAUUUUUUUAGAGGUUCACACAAUUAAAUCAUCAUCACUUGGUUAUUUUUACCUCUUUCACCCUGAAACAUUUGUUUUCACAAUUGAAAUCAAAUUGGUGAACAAGAUUAUGUGUUGAUGUUUGAUCAGUGUUACAUCUAGUUUUUAAAGAACAUUAAUAUUCAAGCCCUUUUAAUGCAGCUUUGUUAUGCUAUAAUUAAAUGUAGUACUAAUCCAUGCUCUUUUGGAUAUAGAUUAAUAAAUGUAAACAAUGCC
Molecule: messenger RNA, 2250 nt
Organism: Mizuhopecten yessoensis (Yesso scallop)
Lineage: Eukaryota; Metazoa; Mollusca; Bivalvia; Pectinida; Pectinidae
Product: thymidine kinase, cytosolic-like
Exons: 7
Coding region: 103-798 (231 amino acids)
Biological process (GO): thymidine metabolic process
Molecular function (GO): ATP binding; thymidine kinase activity
Source: RefSeq, a predicted model, not a curated record